This is a messenger RNA of Oxyura jamaicensis (ruddy duck), 1287 nucleotides long. Its product is annotated as lens fiber major intrinsic protein-like. The record is from RefSeq and is a predicted model, not a curated record. Lineage: Eukaryota; Metazoa; Chordata; Aves; Anseriformes; Anatidae. Gene Ontology annotation, molecular function: water channel activity. Gene Ontology annotation, cellular component: plasma membrane. Gene Ontology annotation, biological process: transmembrane transport. Bases 154 to 1185 code for a protein of 343 amino acids. The transcript has 2 exons.
CCGUUGCCAUGGCACCCCAUCACUAAGGUCCCCCCAUCGCCAUGGCAACCAGUCACCAAGGCCCCCCAUCACCAUGGCACCCCAUCACUUCGGUACCAUGUUGCUAAGGCGCCCCGUCACCAUGGCACCCUGUCACCAACGUCCCCUGUCACCAUGGCACCCUGUCACCAACGUCCCCCGUCACCAUGGCACCCCAUCACCAAGGUCCCCUGUCACCAUGGCACCCCGUCACCAUGGCACCCUGUCACCAACGUCCCCUGUCACCAACGUCCCCCAUCACCAUGGCGCCCCGUCACCUCGCACCCCUCUCCAUGGCACCCCGGUGCCCUGCACCCCCAGGAGCUGCGCAGCGGCUGCUUCUGGCGGGCCGUGCUGGCGGAGGCGACGGCGACGCUCAUCUUCGUGGGGGUGGUGCUGGGCGCCUCAGCGGCCCCCGGCCCCCUGCCACCGGCGCUGGCGGGGGGCUUGGUGGCCGCGGCGCUGGCCUGCACCCUCGGGGCGCCCCAGGCCAACCCGGCGCUGACGCUGGCGCUGCUCUGCACCCGCAAACUGAGCGCCCUGCGCGGGGCCGCCGCGCUCCUGGCCCAGUGCACCGGGGCCGUGCUGGCCUCCGCCGCCGCGCGCUCGGCGCUGCCGGACGAUGCCAGCCUGGUCACCAGGGUGAGAGCGGCCCCCGGCCCCAUGCCUGUCCCCGGCCCGGUGCCGGCAGGCGCUGAGGCCGUGCUGUGGCCACAGGUGAGCGCGGCAGGGACAGCGGGGCAGGCGUGGGGCUGGGAGACCUUCGCCACCUUCCAGCUGGCGCUCGCCGCCUUCGCCACCGCUGACCGGGCAUCCGGCCCCACCGGGCUGGCCCUGGGCAGCGCUGUGGCUGCCGGCGCCCUGGCUGCGGGGCCGUUCUCAGGGGGCAGCAUGAACCCAGCCCGCUCGCUGGGGCCCGCCAUCGUCACCGGCAUCUGGGACGACCACUGGGUGAGUCGGUGGCACCCCCAGGUGUCGUGUCCCCUUCCCCCCUUCCUCAAGACCCUGCUGUGGGGACAGGGGCCCCUGGCGGCAUCGCGGAACUCCCCCGUCCCAUCGUUCCCCCAGGACAGGGAGCUCUUCUCACCCUCAGCUGCACCCCCAGAUUGGGUCCUCCUGGUGCCGCCAGCACAGGACCAGGUCCCCCCGUCCCCAGCCUUGGGGUAGGGCCCUCCUGGUGUCCCCAUCCCAAACGUGGGACCCCCCCCCCCGGGCCCUCACCCCUAGUGCAGGUCCCUCCAGUCAGCCUCUGUCACCAGUGUGCCCCCC